AUGGAUUAUAGGGAGCCUAGGAGUUGGUCUUGUUUUGAUACUCGCAACAUACUUAUCUCUGUCUCAUACAAGUCAUCCAUCUGCUGUGCCCUCACCCCAGGAAGUCGUGCAAAAGAUCCUGAUGGAAAGACCUCUCAUAAAUUUCAUAUUCUUUGGACAACAAGUUUCUGUUGUGCUUCAGGACGGUCUAUCAGCUGCAAAUCAGAGAACUUGAAGCCAACUAAUGGUAUCGCCAAAUUAAUAUUCCUAAAGCAAUGGAGACUGAUUUGUUUGACAUGGAGAAACCUGUUGUUUUCACAAAUGAAGAAAUUCAUUCUUCAAUUGAUGAUUUCUCUGAUUCAAAUCUACUUGGGCAUGGGACUUAUGGUUCUGUCUACUAUGGAGUUCUUCGAGACCAAAUGGUUGCAAUCAAAAGAAUGACAGCUACUAAGACUAAAGAAUUCAUGGCAGAGAUGAAAGUUUUAUGCAAAGUCCAUGCAAAUUUG
Messenger RNA from Telopea speciosissima, 485 nucleotides. RefSeq lists its product as uncharacterized. The transcript has 3 exons. Lineage: Eukaryota; Viridiplantae; Streptophyta; Magnoliopsida; Proteales; Proteaceae. Bases 1 to 420 code for a protein of 139 amino acids. The record is from RefSeq and is a predicted model, not a curated record.